Molecule: messenger RNA, 2183 nt
Organism: Amphibalanus amphitrite
Lineage: Eukaryota; Metazoa; Arthropoda; Thecostraca; Balanomorpha; Balanidae
Exons: 3
Coding region: 880-1875 (331 amino acids)
Source: RefSeq, a predicted model, not a curated record
GAUGUCAUCAAGUGAAAUAUUUUGGCCUAAGGUCAGUGAGACGCUAGUCGCUACUCUUCUAUACGCUAUGCCCUUUUUCAAUAUGAAUACGGUGUCGUGUUCUGACUGCAGACUCCUGAGUGUUAAUGGAAACAGACGACACUGAGCUGGGGCCGGAUGCAGGAGGCGACGGACGCUGUGGUGCGCUGGGCAAAAUAGUCCAAGAUGCUGGUAGCGGGUGAAAUACGCAGCUGCUCGUCGUCUCCUAGAGCGCCGCGGACGCCGUGGACUGCGCCAUCAAAGUCGACGAAAAGUCGGCUCCAGCAGCCGACCGUCUCAAACUACUCGGAGCCACCCCCUCAACCUGCUCCUUCACUUCGGGGCCCAUUACCGCAGUCUCCGCUCCCGAGUGCGCCCGGGAUCCAGCAGCUUCGCAAGCGGACAGCGCGGGGCUGGGGACUAGAGGAACGACAGCUCUGCGCUGUAGCGUCUGGAUACGUCCGUGGAGUGCUGGUGCACGCGGCCGCCACCUGGCUCCUGGUGACGCCACAAUCCCACGUGGAACUCCUCCAGAGGGAGAUGCGGGCGGUGACCCGUAUAUCACCGGCUGCCCCUUGUUUACCCCAGCCCACGCAGUGAUGGCGGAGGUCGGACUCAUGCCGGUGCCCGCUGGCCGCCCGGCGAGACGUGCUGGUAGCGAAGCUCUUCGCCAAGGCGCACGCGCUCCCCGAGGGCAAGCCCUCAGGACUAUCGCGGAAGAUGGGCCGCCCAGCCGACUGAAGUCGAUGACGGGCUGGCGUGGGGUGGGGCACGAAACCUGGCGAGCGGCUGGGAUAAUCUCUGAUUCAUGCUUGUGUCGCCAGUCGCGAGUGACAUCUGUGUGCGGCGCGCGCGUCCAAGAUGCCGGGCGGCGAUGAGGCGCAGUCGGCCGCCGCCGCCGAGAAGCCGUCUGAGAUGGAGCUACUUCGGGGCAUGCUGCAGCAGCAAUUGGAGCUGGCUGCAGCGGCAGCGCGACGUGAGGAGCGGAUGGCCGCGCUGUUGGAGCGGGUGCUUCCCGGCCCGACGGCCGUGCAGGACGCCACGGCACCCGCCCAGGCAGCCGCGGGGCCCGAUUCCGGCGCCCGGCCGCGUGCACGCAUGCCCGCCGCCGGCACGCCCACGCCCCGGCUGGCGGCUACCGCUACCCUCAAGGAGUUUGAGGCCUGGAAAGAGAAGUUCUCCGGCUACUGCCUCCUCACCGGCGUCCACGAUCUCACCGAGGCUGAGCAGCGGGCCGCCCUGCUCGCUGUUCUCGACGACGACUGGGCCCGCGUGGUCCGGUUUGGCCUGCCCAUCCCGGCCGAGGCGUCCAUGGCCGAUGUAAUCACCGCCAUGCACACCCACCUUCGGCGGCAGCGGAACGUGGUGAUCGACCGCUGCGAGUUUAACAUGCGGAUGCUGGAGCCAGGCGAGUCAGUGGACGAUUUUAUCUGCGCCCUGAAGGAGAUAGCGUCCUGCUGUGAUUUUUGCCCGAACUGCACCGAUGAUAGGUUCCGAGACCAUCUGGUGGUGGGCACCAGUGAUGACGAGGCCAGACGCCGCAUGCUGGAACUGCCCGAUCUGACCUUCCAGAUGGCCGCCGACCUGUGCCGGGCGUCCGAGAGCGCCCGUCUCAACAGCUCGGCGAUCCGUGGCCCGGGCGAGCCGUCUCUGCGCCGGCUCUCCGAGUACCGGCGACAGCGCGGUCGGCCGAGCGGCGCGGACUCGCGCUCGGCCGACCAGACCCGGCGGUGUGACCGCUGCGGUGCCGCGCAGCACACGGACGGUCGUGCCUGCCCCGCCCUGGGUCGCACCUGCCACCGAUGGCCACGAACGGGACCACUUUUCCUCGGUCUGCCGGCAUGCCGCGGGCACUGAAGAGCGGCGCCGGCAGACGCCUAGUUCCGAGCGCAGCCACCAGGGACAGGACUGGCGCUUCCGUAGCGCGAGCAGCAGCCGCCAGGGGAGGGGCCGGCGCCACCGUAGCGCAAUCAGCCGCCGCCGUGUCAGCACGGCUGCCGACGCGUCGCACCGGCAGGUUUCGGUGCUGGCAGCGAAUGCAACCACGAGAGACACGGGGAACCGGCAGCAGUCAGCGCCGCCGGCAGCCCGGACGCCGGGCGCGCGCCUCAACAGUGUGACGGCCCACCGGUCGCCGCAGGUCCGGCUACAGCUGCACCUACCAA